This is a messenger RNA of Elgaria multicarinata webbii, 4611 nucleotides long. RefSeq names its product testis expressed 2 (gene TEX2). Gene Ontology annotation, cellular component: endoplasmic reticulum. The record is from RefSeq and is a predicted model, not a curated record. The transcript has 12 exons. NCBI's taxonomy places the organism in Eukaryota, Metazoa, Chordata, Lepidosauria, Squamata, Anguidae. Gene Ontology annotation, molecular function: lipid binding. The coding region runs from base 100 to 3462 and encodes 1120 amino acids.
GGAAGCCAGCCCUUUAGUCAAGACAGCCAGAGCAGUGCCGUGCCAUGCUACACCAUGAGCUGCUGCAGAUGAGCCCCUGGUGCAUCUCUGGGACUUGCAAUGACAAGCUUGAACAUUAGCCAUGCAGAGAAAACCGGUGAAAUGUCUUCAAAGCAGCCAGCGCCAAAAGUGCAGGUUCAGCGAUCUGUUUCCCGAGAAACCAUCACCAUUCAUUUCUCGGCGUUUGGGAAGGAGGAAGAGGAGGAGGAGGAAGAAGAAUUCAAGGAUUCUCCUGCCGAGGCACUGGACGACCAAAGCAUUGUAACUGCACUUGAAGCCAAGGAAGACCUGUGCUUUGAUCAUGGUGACCACAACUCUUCUGGUCCCACUACCUCGCUUAAUAUGGCUGCAUCUCUGCUCACCUCUUCUCCCACAUUCAUGCCAACUGCAAAGCCAUUGGAGUCUCAAGUAUUCAGUGCAGUGCCAUUAACCCUCUCCCCUUCCUCACAGUUGUGUCAUGCCCCAAGCCCGCCGGGUGCGGUGUUGCCUUCAGAACUGAGAACUAGCUUGGUGACUUCUCCAUUGCCUUCUCCUUCCAAGUCGCUUGUCUUGUCUAGCACGCCAUCCACUGUUACUAGCUCAAAGCCUUUUAUGAGUUUGGUCAAGUCCCUUUCGACAGACAUCGAACCAAAAGAGCCCACUCCACCCACGAGACAUAGGCAAUUAAUGAAAACCCUCGUGAAGUCCCUGUCCACGGACACUUCAAAACAGGAGUCUGAGACAGUGUCGUACAAGCCGCCUGACUCCAAACUGAACUUGCACCUGUUCAAACAGUUCACCCAGCCUCGGAGCACGGGUGGUGAUUCCAAAACUGCUCCCUCAUCCCCCUUAACAUCUCCUUCAGAUACUCGCUCCUUUUUUAAAGUACCUGAAAUGGAGGCCAAAAUUGAGGACACAAAAAGACGCCUUUCGGAAGUGAUUUAUGAGCCUUUCCAGCUCCUCAGUAAAAUAAUGGGUGACGAGAGCAGUAGUCACAGGCCCAAAGCCUUAUCUUCAAGUGCUUCAGAACUGUCCAAUCUCUCCAGUUUGAAUGGCCAUUUGGAAAGCAAUAACAACUACAGCAUUAAGGAGGAAGAAUGUGAUUCUGAAGGAGACUUCUACGGAAGUGACUCCAAUGUAAACAAGAGUACUAAACAUGCCCAAAUGGCUGAAGAACACUCAAGAGAAGCUGAAAGCAGAAGCUCCCCAUUGUUAAGCACAAAGGACUCCAAUUCAAAGGCUUCCCUGGUGCUGGAAAGAUGUUCUCUGUCUGCCUUGGCAAGCAAAGAAGAUGAAGAGUUCUGUGAACUGUAUUCUGAGGAGUUCUGCUUGAUAGAGGACGACAAACCUGACAAAGGCUUGGAAAGUGCGCUGAAGAUGGAAAUGCCUGAGGAAAGCUCUACACCUUUCAGCAAUGAAGGUGACGUUGAACUAUUUGUGCAGCAGCCUCAACUUCCAAUGAAGACAUUGUACUUUCUCACCAUGUUGAUCUAUGCUUACCUUAUACUCCCUCUCCCUAGUUACUUCAAUGGGCUCUUCUUGGGAGUUGCCGUUGGAUUUAUGAUUGCUAUCUGUGUGAUUUGGCUUCUUACACCAAGUGCUAGGUACAACAGGUUACAUACAAAUUGGAACAAGCAGCUGAAUACAGAACCUCUAGACAUCAGAGAACCUGAAAUAUUGAAGGGGUGGAUGAAUGAGAUCCACAACUAUGAUCCAGAAACAUACCAUGCUACAUUGACUCACUCUGUCUUUGUGAGACUUGAAGGAAGUACCUUGAGACUUUCAAAACCCAACAAAAAUAUUUCCAGAAGAGCUAUUUACAAUGAAGCCAAGCCUGAAGUCAUCUACAUUAGCCAGAAAAUUUAUGAUCUUACGGACAGCAAGAUUCAUCUGGUCCCCAAAAGUUUGGCUCGAAAACGAGUCUGGAAUAAAAAGUAUCCUAUUUGCAUUGAGCUUGGGAGACAAGACGACUUCAUGGCUAAAGUCCAGGCUGAUAAAGAGAGCUCAGAAGAGAAGACACCUACCGAAAAAGUAGACCUAAGCAGCGAAGAGUCCAGGAAACAAUCUCAGGAUGGAGCAAAGUCUACUACUCAGAAGGAUCAAGUACUUUAUCUUUUUGGAAGGACUGGUAGGGAGAAGGAAGAAUGGUUUAGGAGAUUCCUUCUAGCUUCCAGAUUGAAAUCUGAAGGAAAAAAGCCAAUUGCUGUUUGUGGAAACAAGCCAGGAUUCUUGCCAGCACACAGUAGAUCCAAUAGCCAGUCUGGAGUUCUUACACACAGCCGUAGCAGCAGCAAAGGAAGCACAGAAGAAAUCCUCUCUCAGCCAAAGCAGAAGGAUCUGGCAGCCAGCUUGAGACAAAAAAUGUUUUUGGACUAUAACGUGUAUAUGGCAAAGUGCAUUCCACAGGAACACACAAGCCCCAUAGUUAGUCCUGUUCAAAGUCCCGACAGCAGUCCUACAGCUGUGAAGAAGUUGCCAGAUGCCAAUUGUGAAGAAGAAGAGGAGGAAGAGGAAGAGCAGGAAGCAUGGGUAAAUGCUUUGCUUGCAAGAAUCUUUUGGGAUUUCUUGGGAGAAAAGUACUGGUCUGACAUGGUCUCCAAGAAGAUACAAAUGAAGCUCAGCAAAAUAAAGUUGCCAUAUUUCAUGAAUGAGCUAACACUAACUGAACUGGACAUGGGAAUUGCAAUGCCGAAAAUACUUCAAGCCUACAAGCCUGCUGUUGAUUAUAAAGGGCUUUGGAUUGACUUGGAAAUAUCCUACAAUGGAUCUUUCCUAAUGACCCUCGAGACCAAAAUGAAUUUGACCAAACUUGGGAAAGAGCCUCUGGGUGAAGCAAUGAAGGUUGGAGAAAUUGGCAAAGAAGGCUUCAGGCCAAGGGCAUAUUGCCUUGCAGACAGCGAUGAAGAAUCUUCUAGCGCUGGCUCCUCAGAGGAAGAUGAUGCUCCAGAAGCAACUGGAAGUGAGAAGCUGUUAGUGCCAGGAGCAGAAGGGUAUGUGGGAGGGCACCGAACAAGUAAAAUAAUGAGAUUUGUGGAUAAGAUUACAAAGUCAAAAUAUUUCCAGAAAGCAACAGAGACGGAGUUCAUUAAAAAAAAGAUUGAAGAGGUCUCAAAUACUCCACUAUUGCUAACUGUUGAGGUGCAAGAAUGUAAAGGAACGCUAGCAGUUAACAUUCCACCACCACCUACUGAUAGAAUAUGGUACGGUUUCCGAAGGCCACCCUACCUGGAGCUAAAAGCUCGGCCAAAGCUUGGUGAGAGAGAAGUGACUUUGGUUCAUGUCACUGAGUGGAUAGAAAAGAAAUUGGAACAAGAAUUCCAGAAAAUUUUUGUUAUGCCAAACAUGGACGAUGUUUAUAUUCCUCUAAUGCACUCCGCCAUGGAUCCACGCUCAUCUGGGUGCCCUCUGAAAGAUUCUAUCACAGACGCUACUGAUCAGCCAUGAAAUGUGAAGACUGCAGUUUACAGUAUUAACAGUUUGUUUUCGUUUUUUUAAAAAAGAAACUGUUGAGUAGACUUUUUUUGUCCUUGUGCCACAUUUUAUUUUGCUUUUGAAGAGGAUUGCUUCUGCCAGUUGUUGCACCAGUUAUCCAGGUAUUGCUCCUAUCUACUCGAGCAUUAAUUCCAUUUCUAAACUGGUCUGUAUCUUUACAGUGGCUGCUGGUGGAAUUUCAACAUAGCAAUUAAUGUGCACUAUUUUGCAGUCAAGAAUUAGCAAAAUUCCCACCAGUUAGUAUAGAUCCAGGCGCUUUGACACAAAUGAGAUUGUUGGUGGACAUGCAGUGUUGGCAGUGCACAUAGUCUUGUCUCACGCAGCCACAUGAAACCUAUCCUCUAUAAGCAGCAGAUAUGUGUAAUUGGAAGAUGUCCCCCCUUUUUUUUUCCUCUCUCUCUCUCUCUCUCAGGCAGUUGGAGGUGUAAAAUGAACUGGCACGUUCUUUCACUUCUGCAGUCCAUUAGCUUGUGUCAAGCAAUUUUGAAAUGUUUUCUGGAGCUAAGAAUGUAAAUUGGAUGUAUAGGUGAUAUAUUGUGAAUCACUUCAUGUGGACUAUACAUAAUAACUUAUUUUUUCAUACAGAAUUCUGCUUCUUUUGGAAACAAGUAGCCAUAUAACACAUGCAAACGUACAGAGUUGAUUAGUGAGGCGGGAUCUAGCAAUUUGUUAGUGAAAGAAACCAAUUUGGUUGGCAAAGCCAUGAGACCAAACCAUAGUAAGCCUUUUAUUUAGUGAGGUACAAUCACCAUAGCUUGUGAUUUUACAAUGAAUGUUAGGCAUGAACACACAUGGAAAUGUCCAAUACUGUGUGUGUACAUGCAUGUGUGCCCUAGAAAUGAUUGCCAUUUAGCCUGUAUAGAGUUGUUUAAUUGACUAAACCUGUCUCACAUUUCUGUUGCUGUUUCCUCAUUGCAUCCAUUGUUCCAUUUAUGCAAGUACAGUAGGUCCACCCAUUUUUUUAACCUUUUAGGUGCAAAUCCUGACUGUACGUUGUCAUCAUGAGCUAUUACAAAGUACAUCUUUUAGGCCAUCUUGGUAUGAAAACAGGAAGCGCAACAGGUCUCUGAAGCACUAAUGGCAGCCAAUACUCAAGAACAG